Molecule: messenger RNA, 1954 nt
Organism: Mytilinidion resinicola
Lineage: Eukaryota; Fungi; Ascomycota; Dothideomycetes; Mytilinidiales; Mytilinidiaceae
Exons: 8
Coding region: 1-1938 (645 amino acids)
Biological process (GO): fatty acid biosynthetic process; secondary metabolite biosynthetic process
Molecular function (GO): 3-oxoacyl-[acyl-carrier-protein] synthase activity; fatty acid synthase activity; iron ion binding
Source: RefSeq, a predicted model, not a curated record
AUGCUCGCAAAUCGGAUUGGUUGGUUCUUUGGGCUCACAGGUCCAAGUGUGAACCUUGACUCCGCGUGCUCGAGCAGCAUGAUGGCCAUGGAUUUCGCUUGCCAGGCUCUGAGCAGUGGCGAUGCCUCCAUGGCACUCGUCGGCGGGUCAAACAACGGGCUUCCCGAAGCCAAGCCCGCAUCUAUCGUGUUCUUGCCACCAUGCCCAAGAACAAAUCCUCCGGUGGCAAUGCCUGCGCUGCCGACAACAAACCUGGCUACCGCCCCCGCCGAACCCGUUGUUCGUGCCAACAAAAUUGGAGUUCCAGCAGAAGGCCCUAACGCUGACUGGCUCCUCACGGGCGCAAUAAAUCCAGCUUGUGUUAUUGGACGACUUGAAACCUUUUUCCAAUCACUCCUCCUGGUUAUUACUUCCGAUGACUAUGAACCGGACGAACUCGAACUGGUUCCUGUCUAUACGCAGAGAAAUGGAAUCCUUAAAAAUCCUCCUGGACGUCCAUGCAAGGUUAUUAAACCUGCUCCGGCAGCUCCUGGCCUCCACUACAAACACGCCUGGUUACGAGCCUACGAGCCCGCGAGCCCGCGCUACUCUCUUUUGCACAAAGACUCCACUCCAGAAGCCACCGAAGCGAACCUUGCGCCUCCUCGACUAACCCCCAAAGCUCUUUACGAACAUUUCUACCAUACCGACAGCAAUGCAUCCCGGAUAUUAGCCAUCGCCAUUGGGCGCCUUCACUCGGGAGGAGAUGGCUCUGUCUCUAGCGCUACUAUCGAAAGUGACGCAGUAGACAGUCCUGCCUCCAACGACGUCCCUAUCAAUCCCACGCCCGCGUAUCGCAAAAAGCGAAAGGCCAACCUCUGUCUUUGCUGGUUCUUCCACGGAACGACGAAGUCUGACCUCCACUCCGGUCUUGAUGCAGACCCUUCUACCCCGAGUCCCAGACUCCCGCCGCCGCCACGCGAACCGUCUUUGGCUCUGACUCUGCCUGGCAGUGUCGAAGGCAGCGAUUUCUUGUGCAUCCCCUCGGUCGGCGCAUCAGCUUCAGUGCAGAACCCACUACUCUCAUCCAUCUACGCUGAGACGCUUCGGCUUCACGUGAAGUCGUACUUCGUGGCAAGCUCGCCGCACGCUGAUGUGGCGCUUGACAGGUGGUGGCUACCGGAAGGGGAGAUUGCUCUGGUCAACUCCAGCAUCUCGCACAUGGAUGAGAGAUUUUGGAAGGAGACUGCCCCGCUUAUCUUCGCCAUGCUCGAAGUUAAGGACUGCCACGAUUACAAGGGCUUCAUCAACAUUCUCCAAACCAUUGGUACCCAAAACCACAAGAAUAGCUUCAGGUUGGAACACACAAUCCUCUCCAACUCACACGAUGGCCCGUCAGGGCAUCACCAAGACUCUCGUCCGGUCCUCCACCAUCUCAGGCUGGCGCAACGACGCCGGCUUUCCAAGAUCCACGUGUUGAUGGAUAAGGUUGAGAAGGAGCUCAACAUAGAGCGGACCGCGAUUGCUGUAGGAAGCAGUACUUCUCGUGGCAGCAGUAGCUGGUCCGAGGAAUCUGACGAAGAUGAGAGUGACAACAAUGGUUCUCUCGCGUCCGAGUCAGAUGAUGACGAUGUUCGCGCUCCUGUCCUCCAUGACGAGAUGAGCGACGAUGAUACCGAUCCAGAUAAGGAUCUGGGCGAAGUCGAUACUCUUCUCGACGACUUAGAAGACAGGAUGGCCGACGAUCUCGGCUUCGAGAGCGACGACAGUCGUUUCGAUGACGAUGAUCCCGAAGCUAACCUCAAAUACUCCGAAGGCGGAGGCUUCGUGGAGGUUGAAGAUAGCGAAGAUGACUUCGCUGACUCCGAGCCUUCAGCCAUUUUAAGGAGAUGCUACAAGAGGAUGUUCCAGAGGAGGAGAUCUGGAAGCCAACGCUUCGUCUUCGGAGGAGGGGGGUGAAUUACUAAGAAGAAUG